UCCUUUUGUUUUCUCUGCAUUGAUUGUACCAUUACUAUUUUCAGGUUCUUUUUCGGAUUGAACAGCUGUAUAUCUUUUGUUCCUACCAAUACGACGCAAUCGGUGUUUGGAAUUUCCUCUUCUUGCUCCGCUUGCCUGCGCAUGCUGAGUCUGAGCGGGCUCUCUUUUCCCUGGGGACAAUUUUGGGUUUGCGAUCGGGUUGUUCGCUGCUAAGUCUCUGGUACAUGCGUGCGUGCACUUUGCGGGCUCGAGAAUAGCGUAGUGUUUGUUUUUAGUCCUCCAAUACGUAGUCGGUCACAUACCCACGCCCUUCGGGUUUUCCUCAUGAACAAUCCCCAAUGCAAACGUGUGGGAGCAUAAUUAUGAUGGAGCUUGGCGUGGUUCAGACUCCCGUCCCCCCCCCCCCAAACCAAAAAAAAAGGCUCCAGGAGUUGCGCGUUCGUUGUUUUUCCUUUUGGUCCGGACACUCGAGUCCCAGGUGAUGUUGUUUCUAGUACGCAACGUAUCCGUAGCAUUGAUCCUUACACACCCCUUGUAUACAUUCCAAAGGUGGUUAGCGUGGAUAUGGAAGUUGGCAUCGAAUAUUUAGUGCAACGGGUGAUUAUCACCUGGCGUCCACAUGCAUGUGGAUGUACUUCAACUACAGAUCAUCCUCUUGUUCUUAAUAUUCAAUAUUUGAUUCUUGCCACUGGUCUAUCUAUAUCGAUAGCGAUGCCACCCUCACGCAAACAACCGCGUCCAAAGAAAUCUUCCACGAAAGCCCCAUCACUUCCCUUCCCAAAACCACCAUCAUCUCUCGCGCCAGCAAUUCCACCCACGCGUCUGCACGCGCCAUUUUAUCACUACCCUCUUCUUCUCGAUGAUGAAGAAACAGCAAAAUCAUUGCUGGGGUGGUUUGAGGCGACAGAGAGCGAGCGAAGCAUGCCGUGGCGGAAGGACUGGGUUGAUCCGAAGAAAAUCAAGGAAGACGAUGUAGCAGAUGUUCUGGCCAAGAGGGCGUAUGAGGUUUGGGUCAGCGAGAUUAUGCUCCAACAGACGCGUGUCUCGACGGUGAUACCCUAUUUCAACACCUGGAUCUCUAAAUGGCCUACCGUCCAAGAUCUCGCCAAAGCAGAUCAUGACGAUGUCCUCUCCGCAUGGAAAGGAUUGGGCUACUACUCGCGAGCCACGCGUCUCCAUGAAGGUGCCAAACAGAUAGUCUCCCAAUCUAAGUCUGCUUGUCCUAUCCCCAGCACCGCCGAAGCCUUGCAACAAAUUCCAGGUAUUGGCCGCUACACAGCGGGUGCCGUUUCUAGCAUUGUAUUUGGUGUUCCAGAGCCAGUACUGGAUGGUAAUGUCGUGCGUGUGCUGAGUCGACAGUUAGGCGUCUAUGCCGACGGCAAAGACAAAAAGAUCACCGACAGGUUUUGGGAAGUCGCGGAUCAACUAGUGAAACGCGUGUCUGGAUUUCCAGAGGUGGAAACGAGUAAAGUGCCGGGACAGUGGAAUCAAGCACUAAUGGAGCUAGGAUCUACGAUAUGCAUCCCGAGGCCCAAGUGCGAGGAGUGCCCUAUACAACGUACGUGUAGGGCGUAUUCGGAGGGAGUGAUUUUGAACGAGCAAAAAUUGGGUCACAACAACGACAAGCCGAAAUACGACGACAACGUUUUGGAUAUAGAGGAUUUGUGUACGCUCUGCGAGGAAUUGUAUACAGAAGACAUAGCCACUGCUACUCAACCAUCGGACGAAGGUUUGGAUUCGGCUACGAAAUCCACCGACCGCACUCACCAGCAAUCACCGCCCAAGAAGAGGAGAAAGGUCGAACCCAAAAAACAAUCCAAUACAAUCUCAAACUACUUUGCCGUUCGAACAAGGCGCACCGCGGCGACCGCGGCGACGACCGCGCUUCCUCUACUACAAGAAGAUGAGGAAACGAUUCAACAUAAAUCUUCACCGUCACCUUCCCCGAUACCAUCAACCCAACGGAAUAAAUCAUCGCAAAAUCAAAUCCAAACAUAUGCUGCCCUCUUCCCGAAGAAAGUACCCAAGAAGAAACCAGCAGAGCAGGACGCAAUCAUUUGUCUUCUCGAGCUGGCAUCCCCCGGAGCCAUAACUAACAAGAAUGACAGCAAAUUCUUCAUCGAAAAACGCCCGGAUAAAGGUCUCCUAGCUUCAUUGUGGCAAUUUCCCCAAUGCACGCUCUCUUCCGCCGAAGCGGAGUCCCCUGUAUUGCGGAGAGCCGCAGCUACGAAGUUCGUAGCUGGCCUAUUGUCCAAAUCUUCUAUUAGCACAACCACAUGCACAGAAAUUGGAAACGAAAACAAGAAAAUGGCAGCAGGUGGGGAGAUGCAGGCCGAUUAUAUAGCCGAUAUGGGAUCUUUGUUGCAUGUGUUCAGCCAUCUAAGGUUGACCAUGCAUGUGCUACAUUUCCGUAUCUCAAUGAGGAGUCAUAUCAAAGAAGAGCAGCCAAACAGCAUUAGUGGUCGCAGGGAGAAAGGGAACGAUAGUGGUAGUGUUGAAGAGGGUGAGGCACAGACACAGACACAGUCCCAACAGCGUACCAAGUGGACCCCUGCAUGCAAGAUGGAGGACGAAACGCUGUCAACAGGGAUGCGUAGAUGUUGGGAGCUGUUCAGUUUCACGGAAUAG
Molecule: messenger RNA, 2628 nt
Organism: Periconia digitata
Lineage: Eukaryota; Fungi; Ascomycota; Dothideomycetes; Pleosporales; Periconiaceae
Source: the annotation of a GenBank genome assembly